GCGAUCGACAACAUGGCGGCGGUGGAGGAGACGCUGUUGGAAAACUCGGACGCAGAGGAGGAGAAGGAGGAAGAAGGAGAUCGCGACGAGUCGCAACGUCGCGAUGCAGAGGAUACAGGCGAGGAGUUCACGCUGAACCUGGUGCGGCAGCUCGGAGGGACUAAGGCAGACUAUAUAAUGCUGUAUUCGUUAAAUGACAAUGAAGAAUUAAUUGAUGGUGGAAAAAAGAAUGCAAUAGAUGAUCUGAAAGAAGGUGAAUUAGAAUCCUUCAUCAAUAAAAUAGGCAUAAGGAAAUAUUCCAAAUUUCUCCUGGAGGAAAAUGAAGAAUGCACUGAAAAUGAAAUAAAAAAGAAAGACAAGAAUAAAAACCAUGAAAAGGUGAAAGAGAAAUUACAAGAUAGAAGGGAUAAACAAAAGGAAUUUCCUGGAAAGAAGGAAAAGAAAAAGCUCAUCCAAGAUCAUGAAGCAUCCAAUCCAUCUGAGAUAUUAAGCAGGAAAAUUAAGAAACAGGUCACCUUAGAAUUUGAACCCAGAUCAUACUUAUUGAUAAAACCAGGAGGAAAGUGGUAUAAUAUGGAAUAUACUAAUGAGCACAGUUCUCAGCCACAACAUGAAACACUCAUCUCACAGUAUAGAAAUCUAGCUAAACAGUUGUAUGAGCAUGAGACCAAUCUUUACAGGAGUAAGCAAAAUAUCCAAAAAGGAGCAAAUUCAGCAUGGAUAAAAACUGUGGUCAAAACAGGCACACUAGCAGACAGAAUGGCCGCCAUGACACUUAUGAUGCAAGAUGCUCCAGUGCAUACUCUAUACUUUGUGGAGGAAUUAAUCAACCAAAUCAAGAAGAAAGGAAGUCGACGGCAAUACUUAAUAGCUUUGACUACGUUAACAGAGCUACUAAUCUCUGAGUUACUUCCAGACAAUCGAAAACUGCAAACUUUCUCCCAGCAUCCCUUUAAUAACCUAGAGGAGCUUGCUAGUGGAAACAAAGAUGCCAGAGACAAGCGUCUAAUAUUGUGGUACUUCGAACACUUGCUGAAGCAUCAGUUUGCAGAGUUUGUGCAAGCCUUAGAAACGUUGGCCCAUGACGCUGUCCAAGCAACAAAAGCUCGUGUCUUGGCAACAGUCCACGAGAUUUUGUGCAAUAAACCAGAACAAGAGAAAGCCCUAUUGAUGCAGUUAGUGAAUAAAUUAGGAGACCCACAAUAUAAAUUGGCCGCAAAGGCCUCCUACCUUUUGGAAACUUUGCUCCAUAAGCAUCCCAAUAUGAAAACUGUUGUGUGUUGUGAAGUUGAGAGACUUCUGUUCAGGCCUAACAUUAGUCUGAAAGCCCAGUACUAUGCCAUUUGCUUUCUCAACCAAAUGGUCCUGAGUCAUGAAGAGAGUGAUCUGGCUGGGAAGCUAAUAUCCAUUUACUUUUCAUUUUUCCAUGGCUAUAUUAAAAAAGCAGAACUAGACUCUAAAAUGCUCAGCGCCUUGCUGUCGGGUGUCAAUCGAGCUUAUCCUUAUUCCAAGAUGGAUGAUGAAAAAGUGAUAGAACAAAUGGAUACUUUGUUCAGGAUUGUACAUACUGUAAACUUCACCACAAGUGUCCAAGCACUAAUGUUGCUAUUUCAAGUGAUGGAUUCUCGACAAACUGUGUCCAAUCGAUACUAUGUAGCACUCUACAGGAGACUGUUGGAUCCAGGACUGGCACGAUGUUCUAAACAAGCCAUGUUUUUGAAUCUGCUGUACAAGUCUUUGAAGUCUGACAUUGUGCUUCGUCGCGUUAAGGCAUUUAUAAAACGGAUCUUGCAAGCUGCUUAUGGCCAAACACCAGCGUUUAUAUGCGGAGCUCUCUAUCUUAUUUCUGAGAUUUUAAAACUGAGGCCUGGCAUCCGAGUCAUGUUACAGGAACAUGGGGAAUCUGAUGAAGAAGAGCACUUUAAAGAUAUUGAUGAAAGUGAUGAGGAAGAGAUAUUUGAAGAUCUUGAUGAAAAGAUGAAGAAAUCUGAAGGGGAGAACUAUAUUGUUCAUAAAACAGAUGCUGCCAAAGAACAAAAAGAUUUACAGAAUAAUAAUUUAGAUGGCAAAACAGAAUCAGCAACAUCUGCAUCGUGGUUGCACCACAAAAAUCAAGAUAAGUGUCUGGGAAACUAUGACCCAUUCCACAGAAAUCCCCUCUCUUGCGGAGCAGAUCGCACUGGCCUCUGGGAAUUGAAGAAGCUAAGUGAACAUUUCCACCCAUCUGUGACACACUUUGCAACAACUAUCCUGCAGGGUGACCACAUCCAAUAUCCUGGGGACCCUCUACAGGACUUUACAUUAAUGAGAUUUCUUGAUCGUUUUGUAUACAGAAAUCCAAAACAACACAAAGGCAAAGAAAACACUGACAGUGUAGUGAUGCAGCCUAAAAGGAAACUUCUGUUGAAUGAUGUGCGUAACCUGCCAGUGAAUAGUCAGAAGUUUAUUGAACGUGAAGAGAGCCAGAUCCCAGUGGAUGAAAUAUUUUUCCACAGAUAUUACAAAAGACUUAACGCAUUGAAAAAGCAGCAAAGAUUUCGAGGAAGUGAUGAAGCUGUGGAAGAUGUAGAUGAUGAUGAGUUUGAGCAGCUACUUGAUUUCUAUGAAGGAGAAAAGUCUUACGACAGAUUAAUUGCUAACAGUUUAGAUUUUGCCAGUAAUAUGAAACAGCAGUCAAAAAAUGCAAAGCAAGUUGAAGCUGAUUCAGACCUCGAAGAUGAUGAUAUGGGUGACUUGGAUGAUGAUGAAGUAUCAUUAGGAAGCUUGGAUGAAGAAGACUUUGAGGAAGGGGUUGGAGAAGAUGGUGGCAUGUUUAUGGAUGAACUGGAUGAUUCCGAAGAGGUCAACAGUGUAUCAGCAAUCAAGAAGUGUAAAACAUCUGGCAAAAGGAAAAAAGACAUUGAUUUCGCCAAAUUUAUUUCAGGAAAGAAACCGAAAAAGGGUAUUAAGGAUGACAUUAACAUGGCUGCUGCUGCAGAAGAGUUUGGUUACUUGCUGGAUGAAAAUGCAGGAUCAAAGUUUGACAACAUUGGUAUAAAUGCAAUGGCAAACAAAGAUAAAGCAAGUAUAAAGCAGCUACAGUGGGAAGCCGAACGUGAUGCGUGGAUCAGAGGCAAAGACGCACGGACGUUACGUAAGCAGAAGAACAAAUUCAAGGCCAGGAAACUACAAAAUAAACGCAAAAGAUUUUUAAAAGAGAAGAGAUGAACACAGCUUAGUAAAACUAUUUAUUCAAAAAUUGUUCCGAACCUCCUUGGUAAAUCAACUUUUAUAGAUUUAGACUUUGUACUUACGUAUUUACUGGUUACUUGUUGGACCAUGUUUCCUGAUCCUGUUCUCUGAUUCCAUAAAUUCCUGCCCACUCAUUGGAUUUAUAAUAAACUGAAAAUAGUACAGCAAGUUAUUUUGUAUCAAAUUAUAAAAUGGAUGCCUGUAUAUUUUCUUUAAAAAUGAAGACAAUGCAAAUCAGAAGGACUUUUCUAUGACAUUGGAUGAUUCAGAGUUUAAAUAAGAACUUUAGUCUUUACUAAAAGAUUAACAUGAAAACAGUACAGGAUUGUUAAGAGACAAAUGCAGAAGAUGUCAGAAUCUCAACUAUUCAAGCAGUAUGCAUGUAUGAAUUGUGAAGUAUGGAUUAGAAAUUUUAUGUUUUGUAUAAAAUUGCUGUAUGUAAAAGCAU
This is a messenger RNA of Hemiscyllium ocellatum (epaulette shark), 3679 nucleotides long. RefSeq names its product CCAAT enhancer binding protein zeta (gene cebpz). The record is from RefSeq and is a predicted model, not a curated record. Gene Ontology annotation, cellular component: nucleus. Bases 13 to 3207 code for a protein of 1064 amino acids. The transcript has 16 exons. Lineage: Eukaryota; Metazoa; Chordata; Chondrichthyes; Orectolobiformes; Hemiscylliidae.